Messenger RNA from Oryza brachyantha (malo sina), 2344 nucleotides. RefSeq names its product heterogeneous nuclear ribonucleoprotein Q-like. Bases 31 to 1926 code for a protein of 631 amino acids. Gene Ontology annotation, molecular function: mRNA binding. Gene Ontology annotation, cellular component: nucleus. The record is from RefSeq and is a predicted model, not a curated record. Lineage: Eukaryota; Viridiplantae; Streptophyta; Magnoliopsida; Poales; Poaceae. The transcript is spliced from 12 exons.
CUGCCCCCCGCGCGGCGCGACGCGAACGCGAUGGAGCCGCAUUGCCGCGGCGGCGCUCCGGGCGCCACCGCCUCGCCGCCUUCGCGGCCGCUGCCGUUGCCGUCAGCGCUGAUGCCCCCCAAGAAGCGCCGCCUCUUCACGCCCACCCCUCGCAGGGCCGCCACCCCGCCACCACCACCGCCGCCGCCCCCCGCCGUCGAGAACCUAGCGAUCCCCGCCGCCUCGAGCCCCCCGCCGCCGCCUCGGGAUGCCGACGCGGAGCCCUCGACGGCACCGCCGCCGCCCCCUGUCGAUCACGACGCGGCUGCGGCGGCGAGGCCAUCAACGGCACGGAAGGUCGUGAGAAGGGUUGUCGUCAAGAAGAUUGUCCCGAAGGGCACGUUCGCCGCGCGGAAGGCCGCGGCGGCUGCGGCUGCGGCUGCCGGGGUAUCGUCACCGGAGACAGCGGGAGAAACCCCAACCGACGAUCCAGCGGGUGAUCAGGGCGGUGCGGUGGGAAAUGAGCGAAAUUUGGAGGAACCCCUCGGUGAAAAACCGGCCAUCGAUUGCAAUGCCGUUGCGGUUGUGGAAGAAUCGGCGUGCGAAGAGGACGACGACGAGGUGGUGGUAGCGGGGGAAGGAGCCUCAGAGCCGGCAGCUGACCGUGGCGAUGGUCGUGUGGGGGAGGAGAUGGUGGGCGAUGCCAUGGAGACGGAGACGGAGACGGAGGAGGUGGGGAUGUCGGAGCGGCAGAAGAGGAUGACGAUGGAGGUGUUCGUCGGCGGGCUUCACCGGGACGCCAGGGAGGAGGACGUGAGGGCGGUGUUCGGCAAGGCAGGGGAAAUCGCCGAGGUGCGGAUGAUAAUGAACCCUCUCGCGAGGAAGAACAAGGGGUACUGCUUUGUGCGCUACCGCGAGGCGGCGCAGGCGAAGAAGGCCAUUGCUGAAUUUGAGAACGUGAAGAUUUGUGGGAAGCUCUGUCGAGCUGCAGCUCCAGUUGGGAAUGAUAGAAUCUUUCUUGGAAACAUCGACAAGAAAUGGAAAAAAGAAGACGUCAUCAAGCUGCUAAAGAAAAUUGGAAUUGAGAACAUUGAUUCUGUAAGACUUAUGCCUGAUUCAAAGAAUCCAGUCUGUAAUCGUGGUUUUGCAUUUCUUGAACUGGAGACUAGUAGAGAUGCAUGGAUUGCAUACAAAAAGCUUUCACAGAAAAAUGCUUUUGGCGAAGGCCUAAAUAUAAGAGUUGCAUGGGAUGAACCAUCGAAUGAUCCAGAUGAGAAAGAUAUGGAGGUUAAAUCGAUUUUUGUGGAUGGGAUACCAACUUCCUGGGAUCAUGCUGAGCUGAAAGAAAUUUUCAAGAAACAUGGGAAGAUCGAAAGUGUGGUCCUGUCACGUGAUAUGGCAUCAGCUAAAAGGAAGGACUUUGCCUUUAUUAAUUACAUUACACACGGGGCUGCAAUAUCAUGUCUUGAAUCAUUUGACAAGGAAGAGUUCACUAAGAAUGGCUCAAAGGUGAAUAUUAAAGUUUCACUGGCUAAACCUGUUCAAAAGAGCAAGCAGAUUAAUGAAAGCCAUAAAUAUAGUAUUAGUGGGAAAGGAAAAAUGAAGACUUCUAAAAUAAGGUCCCCUAUUCAAGAUUAUCCCCACAUUUAUUCUGGAGGGAAGCGGCCCUUUUCAAAACUGGGUGAUGCUUCUUUUUAUCCAUUGAGAGGUUAUUCUCGUCCUCGUCAUGAGGGUAGUACCUAUACUACAGCAGAAUUAAGCUAUGUUGCUCUGCCCCCUGCUACCACUGAAUCUUCUCCACCAUAUUACUAUCACAGCAAUAGAUAUCCUCCACACCUAGCUUCUUAUUAUGGACUAACCGGAAUACCGAGCGGUAGUCAGGUGAGACAAGCAGGUUCUCGGCGACUAGCGGGGUCCGAUCAAAGUAGGCAUGGCAAAAAAUAUUGACUACAUGAUAAUGGCGACUAUUUUCGAACCUCAGAUGCUGGUCUUUUGUGGAUUCACUGCGUGAGAAGUCCGUAGCUGAACCAUGGCAGAAUACAAAAAUACUUAAAAAGUUUGACAUCGCUAUUGGUGUACCAUACAGUUUAGUGAUGGCUGUGAUGCUCUUUUGGGGUGGAUAUAUAGUCUUAUAGUUUGGAACAUGGGAAUUUGAGUUGGGAGCUUUGCUUGACCUGUAUAUUUCCAUGCAGGGACCCAUGAAAUUCCCUUGUCCCAAAACAGGCCUUAGUUGUUAGUGGCUAGUUCUUAUGCAGCAAAAUGUGUUGUGUUCGUCUUGAUGGCCAUUGUACAAAGGAAACUUGAAAAUGGUUCUGAAUCCAACACCAAAAAAGUUGUCCUCGUAUAUCUGCCUACCCUGUUGAAU